AUGGAUGACCUUCAGUCCUUGGAGCUCUUGUCUCUGGUUUCCAGAGUGACAACUGAGCUCCAAAACCAUCUAAGUAUCAAUGACAAAACUCUCGCGGAGUUUGUCAUUGACCAGCACCUGAAAUGUGGCGGUUCGUUCAAGGACUUCAAGAGCUCGCUUGAAGCUAUGGGGGCAGAGUUCCCUCAAAGCUUGAUGGAGAGUAUAGAUCGCCUCGUGCUGGCAAUGCAUCCGAAGUACAAAUCGAAGAAAAGUGCGGCAGAUAAUGAACCGAAGCGUGAAAAUGGGAAGGAUGCAAAGGUGGAUGAUAUCGAGAAGAAGGCAAGAAUGUUCAAAGGGUUGGCGAUGCCGGAUAAAGCGCCUCAAUGGGAAGAAGACGAUUACGUGAAGGCGGAAGAGACCUCCGAAAACGGCGUGAAGGCGGACGCUAUGGAUGAUACCUUUGCAAUGUUGGAGGGUCUAGCUGCGAAGGCUAGGGUUCAAAACAACGGGACCACGAGCAGGAAGCGCAGCCGAAGUCCGGAUAACGAUGACCAUGAUCGAGGAAGACAACGACGAGAAAGAUACCGGUCUAGAUCGAGGUCGCGCAGCGGCGGAGGGCGCUAUAAAAGAGACGAAGACUUUGACUAUGAACGGCCCAGGACAAGUGGAGCUAGAAGCGAUAGAUACAGAGAUGACUAUAAAGAGCGAAGGAGUCGGCGAGAUCGUGACGAUCAAGACUAUUUUCACAGACCACCAACCCCGGAGCUAGACGAACGGCCAAUCUUAUAUAAAAUUUACGAUGGGCGGGUUACUGGUAUCAAGGAAUUUGGGGCCUUUGUCAAUUUACAAGGCGUUAGAGGGAAGGUGGAUGGCCUCGUUCAUGUCUCAUCAAUGCAAGAUGGUGCUAGAGUGAACCAUCCGUCUGAUCUUGUGUCUCGAGGUCAACCGGUCAAAGUCAAAAUUGUGUCUAUCCAGGGGACCCGCAUCGGUCUAUCAAUGAAGGAAGUCGAUCAGGUGACAGGGCGUGAUCUUGUCCCUCAGAAGCGUAUUGCGUCCGGCGCUAAUAUGGAGCGGCUUGAUGGUACGGGUGCGGAUGACCGUUAUGGCAGUCUAAGCUCGAGUGUUCCGGUGAUAGAGGAUGAUGACGACAGGAAGCCUUUGCGAAAUAAGAAACGCCUAAACUCACCUGAAAGGUGGGAGAUCAAACAACUCAUUGCUUCUGGCGCCGUGUCAGCAGCGGACUACCCCGAUAUCGACGAAGAGUACCACGCUACGCUCCGCGGAGAAGGGGAUUUUGAGGAAGAGGAGGAUGUUGACAUUGAAGUUCGAGACGAAGAACCACCAUUUUUGGCGGGACAAACCAAGCAGUCAUUGGAGUUGUCGCCCAUUCGUGUUGUCAGGGCGCCGGAUGGCUCACUCAACCGAGCUGCUAUGGCGGGAACGAAUUUGGCAAAGGAGAGGAGGGAACUUCGCCAACAGGAAGCACAGGAUAAGGCUGCAGAACAAGCUGCUCAAGUUGAUUUGAACGCGCAGUGGCAGGAUCCAAUGGUCGCCCCCGACGAGAGAAAAUUUGCGUCUGAACUACGAACCGUGCAAAAAACGGAAUCGGUUCCAGAAUGGAAACGAGUCACCCAAAACAAAGACAUUUUAUAUGGAAAAAGGACGAAUAUGACAAUAAAACAGCAAAGGGAGAGCCUCCCGGUUUAUAAAUUUCGCAAGCAGCUUCUGGAGGCGGUUGAAAAAAAUCAGCUUCUAGUUGUGGUCGGCGAUACUGGAUCCGGGAAAACGACUCAACUUACUCAGUAUCUCGCCGAGGCUGGGUUUGCAAAUAAUGGCAUAAUUGGGUGUACCCAACCUCGUCGAGUUGCCGCUGUGUCAGUUGCGAAACGUGUUGCUGAAGAAGUUGGCUGCCGAUUGGGUCAGGAAGUUGGCUAUACUAUUCGUUUCGAGGACUGCACUAGUCCAGAGACAAAGAUCAAGUAUAUGACAGACGGCAUCCUCCAGCGAGAGAUUCUUUUGGAUCCGGACUUGAAAAAGUAUUCCGUCGUCAUGCUUGAUGAGGCGCACGAAAGAACAAUUGCGACGGAUGUUCUGUUUGGGCUUCUAAAGAAGACCCUCAAACGAAGACCCGACUUGAAAGUCAUUGUCACGUCCGCAACCCUCGAUGCCGAGAAAUUCUCGGAAUAUUUCAACGGAUGCCCCAUUUUUACAAUACCUGGAAGGACAUACCCCGUCGAGAUCAUGUAUUCUCGUGAGCCUGAAACAGAUUAUCUUGAUGCUGCUCUUGUAACUGUGAUGCAAAUCCAUCUCACGGAGCCAGAGGGUGACAUUCUACUCUUCUUGACUGGCCAAGAAGAAAUCGACACCAGUGCGGAAAUUCUAUACGAGCGAAUGAAAGCUCUUGGACCAAACGUUCCAGAAUUAAUUAUUCUCCCUGUCUACUCGGCUCUUCCCAGUGAAAUGCAGAGUAGGAUUUUUGAGCCCGCACCGCCUGGAAGCAGAAAGGUGGUCAUUGCCACUAAUAUAGCCGAAACCUCAAUUACUAUAGAUCAUAUCUACUAUGUGAUUGACCCUGGCUUUGUAAAACAAAACGCCUACGACCCCAAACUCGGAAUGGAUUCGCUCGUUGUCACGCCAAUAUCUCAGGCACAAGCGAAGCAACGAGCUGGUCGUGCUGGAAGAACUGGCCCGGGUAAAUGCUUCCGCCUAUACACAGAAGCUGCUUUCCAGUCUGAAAUGUUACCCACUUCCAUCCCUCAGAUCCAACGCCAAAAUCUGUCCCAUACUAUCCUAAUGCUGAAAGCUAUGGGGAUCAAUGAUUUGCUUCACUUUGAUUUCAUGGACCCACCUCCGACCAACACUAUGCUUACUGCUCUCGAGGAACUCUACGCACUUUCGGCGCUCGAUGACGAAGGUCUUUUGACUAGGCUUGGAAGGAAAAUGGCCGAUUUGCCUAUGGAACCUGCUCUUGCGAAAGUUCUCAUCGCAUCAGUUGAUAUGGGCUGCUCAGAAGAAGUACUUAGCGUCGUUGCAAUGCUUUCUGUCAUGAACGUUUUCUAUCGGCCCAAAGAAAAGCAACAGCAGGCCGAUCAAAAGAAAGCCAAAUUCCACGACCCGCACGGCGACCAUCUAACUCUUCUGAAUGUUUACAAUGCCUGGAAAAAUUCUCGCUUCAGUAACCCAUGGUGUUACGAGAAUUUUAUUCAAGCUCGGCAAAUGCGACGUGUUCAGGACGUUCGUCAGCAAUUGGUUAGCAUCAUGGAAAGAUACCAUCACAAGAUUGUGUCUUGUGGACGGAACACGGUCAAAGUCCGCAAGGCACUAUGCUCGGGCUUCUUUAGGAAUGCUGCCCGUAAGGAUCCGCAGGAAGGAUAUAAGACUUUGAUUGAAGGGACUCCAGUGUACAUGCAUCCCAGUUCGGCGCUGUUUGGGAAGCCUGCGGAACAUGUGAUUUUCAAUACGUUGGUACUGACGACGAAGGAAUAUAUGCAGUGCACUACCGCCAUUGAACCGAAGUGGCUCGUGGAGGCAGCGCCCACGUUCUUCAAGGUUGCGCCCACAGACCGUUUGUCCAAGCGAAAGAAAGCCGAACGUAUUCAGCCGCUACAUAACCGUUUUGCGGGUGAGGAUGACUGGCGGUUAUCGGCACAAAGGCGACAAGGAAGAGGUGGCGGUGGUGGCACCUGGGGUUAA
Uncinocarpus reesii 1704 is the source of this 3672-nucleotide messenger RNA. RefSeq names its product ATP-dependent RNA helicase DHX8. Gene Ontology annotation, biological process: spliceosomal complex disassembly. The record is from RefSeq and is a predicted model, not a curated record. Gene Ontology annotation, cellular component: catalytic step 2 spliceosome; intracellular anatomical structure. Gene Ontology annotation, molecular function: RNA binding; ATP binding. The transcript is spliced from 2 exons. The coding region runs from base 1 to 3672 and encodes 1223 amino acids. Lineage: Eukaryota; Fungi; Ascomycota; Eurotiomycetes; Onygenales; Onygenaceae.